CGGAGUCUCCGAUGUUAGCCUUUUUACUCAUUGUUCUGAGUAUCAUCCUACCGCAGUUGAGGUGAGGCAUAGGGAACAAAGUAUAUCGGUGGAAAAGUCUGUUUGUGGACCUGCGUAGACUUGGAAUAUUCGAAACAACUUCUUGUAUUUUGACAGGACUUCUCCAUUGUUGUUGGUUUGAGCCCAGGAGGCCACCAUGGAAAUGCAGAUGGGCAAUGAGGGGAGGGGGAAGGUGAAAGAGUGGCAGCAGACCUACUAUGCCGGGGACUCUGGGAUCCAGUCAGGAGCCACCACAGUGAGGACCGAUGACGACGGGACCGAGUACAGCACCAAGCAGUACAGCACCGUCACCACCACCGUCAUCUCAGAGAACCCUGCUGAAGUGGAGUCUCAGUAUGCCCUGACCCGGGCCCAGCGUGUCCGAGCGGCCAUGUUCCCAGAGACGGUGAUGGAGGGCACGACCAUCCUGUCCACCCAGACUGACCCGUCCCAGAUGACCAACGUCCAACGGCUGGCCGAGCCCUCGCAGCUCCUCAAGACGGCCAUCGUCCACCUCAUCAACUACCAGGACGACGCCGAGUUGGCCACUCGCGCCAUCCCCGAGCUCACCAAGCUGCUCAACGAUGAGGACCAGGUACAGUACUGUCAUUCAUCGAUGUUAUUUACCACCAGUAAUCACACUUUCCCCAUAAACCUAACCCAUCUCUACCCCUCCUUCCCAUUAGGUGGUAGGGCCAUGCAGAACACCGGGGACAUGGAGACAGCCCGGGCUACAGCCAGCAUCCUCCACAACCUGUCCCACCAGAGAGAGGGCCUGCUCUCCAUCUUCAAGUGUGGGGGCAUCCCUGCCCUGGUCCGCAUGCUCAGUUCUCCCAUGGAGUCUGUGCUGUUCUAUGCCAUCACCACCCUCCACAACCUGCUACUGCACCAGGAGGGAGCCAAGAUGGCGGUGCGCCUGGCCGACGGCCUGCAGCGAAUGGUGCCUCUGCUGAAGAAGAGCAACCCCAAGUUCCUGGCCAUCACCACCGACUGCCUGCAGCUGCUGUCCUACGGCAACCAGGAGAGCAAGCUGAUCAUCCUGGCUAACAGUGGUCCGGAGGGCCUGGUCCACAUCAUGAGGAACUACAGCUAUGAGAAGCUCCUGUGGACCACCAGCCGUGUGCUCAAAGUGCUCUCUGUCUGCCCCAGCAAUAAACCUGCCAUCGUGGAUGCUGGUGGGAUGCAGGCUCUGGGGAUGCACCUGACAGGUUCCAGUCAGCGUCUGAUGCAGAACUGUCUGUGGACCCUGAGGAACCUGUCGGACGCUGCCACUAAACAGGAGGGGCUGGACAGUCUUCUUCAGACUCUCGUUGGUCUCCUGAGCUCUGACGACGUCAACAUUCUCACCUGCUCCACUGGCAUCCUCUCCAACCUCACCUGCAACAACGCUCGCAACAAGGCCAUGGUCACCCAGAGCAACGGCAUCGAGGCGCUCAUCCACGCCGUCCUGAGGGCGGGAGAGAAGGAGGAUGUGGCGGAGCCGGCUGUGUGCGCCCUGCGUCACCUGACGUCGCGCCACUCUGACGCCGAGGUGGCCCAGAAUGCCGUGCGCAUGCAUUAUGGCAUUCCUGCGAUUGUCAAGCUGCUCAACCAGCCCUACUACUGGCCUGUCAUCAAGGCUGUGGUUGGUCUGAUCCGUAACCUGGCACUGUGCCCAGACAACCAGACCCCUCUGAGGGACGCGGGGGCCAUCCCCCGCCUGGUCAAUCUGCUGCUCAAAGCCCACCAGGACGCCCAGAAACACGGCUCCGCCGCACAACAGACAUACCAGGAUGGCGUGAGGAUGGAAGAGAUCGUGGAGGGGUGCACAGGGGCCCUGCACAUCAUGGCCAGAGACCCCAUCAACAGGGGAGAGAUCGCCAGCAUGCAGACCAUCCCACUCUUUGUACAGCUGCUGUACUCUCCAGUGGAGAACGUGAAGCGCGUGUCAGCGGGGGCUCUGUGUGAGCUGGCCCUGGACAAACAGUCUGCGGAGAUGAUCGACGCAGAGGGAGCCUCCGCGCCGCUCAUGGAGCUGCUGCACUCCAACAACGAGGGCAUCGCCACCUACGCUGCCGCCGUUCUCUUCCGCAUCUCCGAGGACAAGAGCUCAGACUACAAGAAGCGUGUGUCCGUGGAGCUCACGCACUCUCUGUUCAAGCACGACCCCGCCGCCUGGGAAAUGGCCCACAAUGCUGUCCCCAUGGAGUCCGGCUAUGCAGCAGACGAGCUGGACGCAGGCUACCACCAAUAUGGAGACUACCCUGGUGACAUGCCCAUGGAUGGAGAGAUGGGGAUGUCCGAUGUUGAAUACCAAGGCGGUGGCGGCGGCAUGACCUACGACAUGAGGCAACCGGGAUAUGCUGAGCGCUACUAGGACAACGGCACUGAAGGGAUGAGAGAUGGGGGGGAGCAGCAGCAGAAGAAGAGGAGAGAAGCGGG
This is a messenger RNA of Oncorhynchus tshawytscha (Chinook salmon), 2460 nucleotides long. Its product is annotated as junction plakoglobin. Gene Ontology annotation, cellular component: adherens junction; catenin complex. The transcript has 16 exons. The record is from RefSeq and is a predicted model, not a curated record. Gene Ontology annotation, biological process: positive regulation of transcription by RNA polymerase II; cell adhesion. NCBI's taxonomy places the organism in Eukaryota, Metazoa, Chordata, Actinopteri, Salmoniformes, Salmonidae. Gene Ontology annotation, molecular function: alpha-catenin binding; protein phosphatase binding; transcription coactivator activity. The coding region runs from base 197 to 2395 and encodes 732 amino acids.